AUGUCAUCGGUGGAGAAAAAACGAUUACGCGAUAGACGCGCACAACAGAACCUUCGCAGCAAGCGCUCACAGCAGAUGGCCGUACUCGAGAAAGAAGUUGCUCAUUGUCGGGAACACCAUGACGAUCAAGGAAUACAGCGCCUUCUACAGGUAAUCACCGGUCUGCGAAAGCAAAAUGAAACCCUUCGGUCACGUCAAGAACACUUGAAGCUCCUUGUCAAUUCCUGGGAUGCAAGCCCAGCUGAAAUUUCGGCCAAUAUGCAUGGAUCUUCCGAUCAGCGUUCACCGGGGUUCAUCGCAAUCCCAAGAGAGAUCAUGAACAACAGCGAUUCUAGUUCAAAUCCGAUACAAUCGACCAGAAACAAUACACCACGCGCUGAUCCAAGCCCAUCCUCACUACUGGUCAGUGGUGAUUCAAGCCAUCAGCAAGCCCCUUACCCACAGACACUCGCUAGGGAACCCCGAACGGCGGACACCAAUCUCGCAUGGAAACAACUCCCUCUGCACGACGACAACUUCUUGAACCCGCAAACCAUUUCCUGUGCUUGGUUUGAAUAUCCGGAGCGAAUAGCGCUAUGCCCCGACUCCCCUUCCUCUCCACUAGACCUACUCUACGGCACAAAUACAAAUUAUCUCGCGAACAUGAUCUACAAAGCCACACAGAGACGCCCGAUCCGUGACCCCGAACGUCUAGCCGUCGGGUGGCUAUGCUAUCAUCUAGCACGAUGGAUCGUAUCGCCCAGUCCUGCCACCUACGCAAACGUCCCACCCUUUCUGCGCCCGGUCCCCGACCAGCUCCAGAUUCCACAUCCCAUGGUGCUUGAUAAUAUACCCUGGCCGCAAGUCCGAGUGAAUCUGAUUCGACACUGGGAUAUGUUCCGCGAUAUGCGCGACGACCUUUUUGGGUUGUUCUCGUGCUGUGUCAAGGUUCGGUGGCCCUGGGGUGAGAGCAUCCUUGAGCGGAACUCGCACAACGAGCUGUGUAUAAAAGAAAGGUUUUUUGAAACAUUCAUGAGUGAAACGGGAUGGGGUAUUACACCCGAGUUUAUGCAAAGAUAUCCUCAACUUUUUGCGGGAGUUGAUCUCGGGGCUAUCACUUGUGAACUCGUGGACAAAGAAUUCUAG
Molecule: messenger RNA, 1125 nt
Organism: Aspergillus oryzae RIB40
Lineage: Eukaryota; Fungi; Ascomycota; Eurotiomycetes; Eurotiales; Aspergillaceae
Product: bZIP transcription factor
Exons: 1
Coding region: 1-1125 (374 amino acids)
Source: RefSeq, a predicted model, not a curated record